CUGCUGCAGCAGGGAGGACGCUCAGCCCAGCCAGCGCUGCUCCCCCCUUGCUCAGCUGACAGCGGCUGGGGGCAUUGCCACCGCCUGAGCGCUCGCUGCUGGCGGCGCCAGCCCUUCGCUGCGCUCUAGCGCCCGGCGGGGUCCUGCGGGAGCGCGAGCCGCGGCCCGCCCGAGAGAGUCCGGGAGCGGCGCGAGCCGCGGUAACCGCCCCCCUCUCCCCGGGGGACCCGCGCGAGACCUGCCGCUGGGGAUGGAGACGCCGCUGCUGUGACCAGCGGCAGGAGCGCGAGAGCGCGGCCCGGCCCCCGCGCGCCGGGGCUAGCGCAGAGCAGCAGCAGCGGCGGCGGCAGCGGCUACAGCAGCAGCAGCAGGGAUGAGCGGGAGCGCUGCCCCCGGGCCCGGCUCGGCCCCCUGCCGCUUCGCUCACUACUUCGUGGUGUGCGGGACCGACGCGGACAGCGGGCUGGAGCCCGACGAACUGGCCGUCUUAUACCAGUGGCUAGAAGCAGAUCGCCAUGGCAAGAGCUCAGAUACCGCAAACAGAACCUCAGGAGAAAACUUUGACCAGAGCCCCUUAAGAAGAACUUUCAAGUCCAAAGUUCUGGCACACUAUCCUCAGAAUAUAGAGUGGAACCCCUUUGAUCAAGAUGCAGUGAACAUGCUGUGUAUGCCUAAAGGGCUAUCUUUCAGGACCCAGAUUGACAACAGAGACCCGCAGUUCCACUCAUUUAUAAUCACCAGGGAAGAUGGUUCUCGUACUUAUGGAUUUGUGCUCACUUUCUACGAGGAGGUCACAAGCAAGCAAAUUUGUACAGCCAUGCAGACGCUUUACCAAAUGCACAAUGCAGAGCAAUACAGCAGCGUCUAUGCCUCCUCUUCUUGCAGCAUGGACUCCCUGGCAAGCAGCAUUGAUGAAGGAGAUGCCACUUCCCUGGCCAAGCUCCAGCAGUACAACUCGUAUGAUAUUAGCAGAGACACAUUAUACGUAUCCAAAUGUAUAUGUCUCAUCACUCCUUUGCCCUUCAUGCAGGCCUGCAAGAAGUUCCUUAUCCAGCUUUACAAGGCAGUUACCUCUCAGCAACCCCCACCUUUACCGCUGGAGAGCUAUAUCCAUAACAUUCUUUACGAAGUGCCCCUUCCACCCCCAGGGAGGUCGCUGAAGUUCUAUGGGGUUUAUGAGCCUAUCAUUUGCCAGAGACCUGGACCCAGUGAACUUCCGCUGUCUGACUACCCUCUUCGAGAAGCCUUUGAGCUGCUGGGAUUGGAAAACCUUGUCCAAGUUUUUACGUGUGUUCUCCUGGAGAUGCAGAUUCUUCUGUAUUCACAAGAUUAUCAGCGUCUGAUGACAGUAGCAGAGGGGAUCACCACACUGCUGUUCCCAUUUCAGUGGCAACAUGUAUAUGUUCCAAUUCUUCCUGCCUCUCUCCUGCAUUUUCUUGAUGCUCCUGUCCCUUACCUGAUGGGUCUUCAGUCCAAAGAGGGAACUGACCGUUCCAAGCUAGAACUUCCUCAAGAGGCUAACUUGUGCUUUGUGGAUAUUGAUAAUCAUUUCAUAGAGCUGCCAGAGGAAUUUCCCCAGUUCCCGAACAAACUGGAGUUUAUUCAGGAAAUCUCUGAGGUUCUCCUUCAGUUUGGAAUCCCUCCGGAGGGUAACCUGCACUGCAGUGAGAGUGCCACCAAACUCAAGAAUCUUGUCCUUAAUGACUUGGUCAAUGACAAGAAGAACGGAAAUAUACCCAGUAACACCAUCAACAUGUAUGAGUUGCUAAAAGGCAAUGAAACCAUCGCCCGUCUGCAGGCUCUAGCAAAGAGGACGGGAGUGACGGUAGAAAAAAUGACCAUCACAGCUCCUAUGGCAGAGAAGGAAAGGGACGUAAAACUGCAGUGCGAAGAAGAGGAGCUGAGGGACUAUAAACUAAAUGUGCAGCUUCGUGAGGUCUUUGCCAACCGCUUCACUCAGAUGUUCGCAGAUUAUGAGUCCUUCGUCAUUCAAGCCGCACAGGAUAUGGAGUCAUGGCUGACAAACAGGGAACAGAUGCAAAACUUUGACAAAGCUUCUUUUCUGUCGGACCAGCCUGAGCCUUACCUGCCAUUCCUCUCACACUUCAUUGAAACCCAGAUGUUUGCAACCUUCAUAGAUAAUAAGAUUAUGUCCCAGUGGGAAGAGAAGGACGCGUUUCUGCGGGUGUUUGACUCCAGAAUUGAGAAAAUUAGACUGUAUAACGUAAGGGCUCCUGCACUGCGGACAUCUAUAUACCAGAAAUGCAGCACUUUAAAAGAAGCAGGUCGGCUAUCUAUCCAACGGCUUAUUUCUGUUGAUAUUGUGGCACCGGAACCUCAUGUUCUCUAUCGUGAAAGGCAGCAAGAUGAUACCCAAUCCAUUGAACAGCGGCUAAUUAAGAUUGAUCACACUGCCAUCCACCCACACUUACUUGAUAUGAAGAUCGGUCAAGGCAAAUACGAACAAGGGUUCUUCCCAAAGUUGCAAUCAGAUGUGCUGGCGACAGGACCUACCAAUAACAAUCGGUGGGCCAGUCGAAGUGCCACAACACAGCGCAGGAAAGAUCGCCUUAGACAACAUUCAGAACAUAUUGGACUGGACAAUGAUUUAAGAGAGAAAUACAUGCAGGAGGCAAGGAGUUUGGGGAAAAAUUUAAGGCAACCCAAACUCUCAGACCUUUCUCCAGCCGUAAUUGCCCAGACAAACUGGAAAUUUGUGGAAGGGUUACUGAAGGAAUGUCGCAUGAAGACUAAACGUAUGUUGGUAGAGAAGAUGGGCCGUGAAGCAGUAGAGCUGGGACAUGGAGAGGCCAACAUAACAGGUCUGGAGGAAAAUACAUUGAUUGCUAGUCUUUGUGACCUGUUGGAAAGGAUCUGGAGCCAUGGUCUACAAGUCAAACAGGGGAAAUCUGCUUUGUGGUCCCAUUUGUUUCAGUACCAGGAAAGAGAAGAGAAGCAAGAACAUAUGGCAGAGUCCCCGGUUGCCCUGGGCCUGGAAAGAAGGAAGUCUGACACAGGAAUUACAUUACCUACACUGAGAGUCUCACUUAUUCAUGAUAUGAGGCAUAUUCAGAACAUGAGUGAGAUAAAGACUGAUGUGGGUCGAGCUCGAGCAUGGAUAAGGUUGUCUCUUGAAAAGAAGCUUUUGUCUCAGCACCUAAAGCAGCUUCUCUCUAACCAAGCACUCGCUAAGAAACUUUAUAAACGUUAUGCUUUCUUACGCUGUGAAGAAGAACGAGAGCAGUUCCUCUACCACCUUCUUUCACUCAAUGCUGUGGAUUACUUCUGCUUCACAAGUGUCUUCACCACAAUCAUGAUUCCAUACAGGACUGUGAUAAUCCCAAUAAAAAAACUAAGCAAUGCAAUCACCACAUCAAACCCAUGGAUUUGUGUUUCAGGAGAACUAGGAGAUACGGGAGUAAUGCAGAUUCCUAAAAAUCUUCUAGAAAUGACAUUUGAGUGCCAGAAUUUAGGAAAGCUAACAACUGUUCAGAUUGGUCACGACAACUCAGGAUUAUUAGCCAAGUGGCUGGUAGAUUGCGUCAUGGUGAGAAGUGAAAUCACAGGACACACUUACAAGUUCCCAUGUGGACGAUGGCUGGGGAAGGGAGUUGAUGAUGGCAGUCUGGAGAGAAUUCUUAUUGGAGAACUGAUAACUUCAACAUCAGAUGAAGAUCUUGGGAAGCAGUGCCGUACCCCGCCUCAACAGAAAUCCCCAACCACAGCUCGCAGACUGAGUAUCACCUCCCUUACAGGAAAAAAUACAAAACCUAAUGCAGGGCAGAUCCAAGAAGGAAUUGGGGAAGCUGUGAACAAUAUUGUGAAACAUUUUCACAAGCCAGAGAAAGAGAGAGGCAGUCUUACCAUUCUGCUAUGUGGUGAAAAUGGCCUGGUUGCAGCACUGGAGCAGGUCUUCCACCAUGGAUUCAAAUCAGCUCGGAUUUUCCACAAGAAUGUAUUCAUCUGGGAUUUCAUAGAGAAAGCUGUUGCUUACUUUGAAACCACUGACCAGUUUGGGGACAACGAAGAGGACGUCUUGCUUCAGAGAUCAUCCUGCAAAACUUUCUGUCACUAUGUAAAUGCGAUCAGUACUGCACCAAGGAACAUCGGGAAGGAUGGCAAAUUCCAAAUCCUGGUUUGCCUGGGGACUAGGGAUCACUUCCUUCCUCAAUGGAUUCCAUUGCUAGCAGAGUGUCCUGCCAUCACAAGGAUGUAUGAGGAGAACGCCCUUCUGCGGGACCGCAUGACAGUGAAUUCCCUCCUCAGAGUCCUACAGACAUUACAAGAUUUCAACAUCAUCCUAGAAGGGUCACUCAUUAAAGGAGUGGAUGUUUAGCAUGGCUUUGAUGAGAACUUCAUUAUUUCUCUGCUAAGCAAGCAAACAAAAAUUGAGGACCUGUUAGAACUUGAAUGCUGCGGUAGUGCAUCACUGUAAAGCGGAGCACCCUGUUAUCGGGUGGGAGUGGGAAACCCAGUUUGCACCAGAUUCAGGACUGUUCUUAAAGCUGCAGACAAGCUAAAAUGCGGUAUUGUAGUUUAUUUGAAUCAGAAUAAAAUAGAGUAUUUUCAUGUGUUA
Molecule: messenger RNA, 4576 nt
Organism: Mauremys reevesii (Reeves's turtle)
Lineage: Eukaryota; Metazoa; Chordata; Testudines; Geoemydidae
Gene: DENND5B
Product: DENN domain containing 5B
Exons: 23
Coding region: 374-4336 (1320 amino acids)
Molecular function (GO): guanyl-nucleotide exchange factor activity; small GTPase binding
Source: RefSeq, a predicted model, not a curated record